Molecule: messenger RNA, 2095 nt
Organism: Hirundo rustica (Barn swallow)
Lineage: Eukaryota; Metazoa; Chordata; Aves; Passeriformes; Hirundinidae
Gene: AGK
Product: acylglycerol kinase
Exons: 16
Coding region: 469-1557 (362 amino acids)
Biological process (GO): protein insertion into mitochondrial inner membrane; ceramide biosynthetic process
Cellular component (GO): mitochondrion; TIM22 mitochondrial import inner membrane insertion complex
Molecular function (GO): ATP-dependent diacylglycerol kinase activity; ceramide kinase activity; acylglycerol kinase activity
Source: RefSeq, a predicted model, not a curated record
ACAGGGUUGGGAGAAGCCAGGAAGAAUGAGACAUGAACAGGAAGUUGGCUUUGUGUCCACUGAGUUGUUUUAUACAUUUUCUCUGUGUAGCUUUUUUUUUUAUUAUUAUUUUUUUUUUAACCCAGUUUAAGACUCUGUAGUGGUUGGGUGCAGCAAAAUUGAAGGGCUACCAUGAGCCAGGAAACCCAGUUAGCAGAGACACUGCCUUCAGAUGUAUUCUUCAGACCAUCCAUCCAGGACUGCAGGAACAACAGCCAGGACAGCUGAAUAUUGGUGAAUCCAUCACACUUGGGUCCAGGUCUCCAAAGCCCUGGAGAUUUGGACUUCUCAGCUGGAAGAAAAGGAUGGGAGACCUCCACUAUCAGUCGCCAUGGACAAGGGCCUCUGGUGAUAACUGGCGAUAACCUGCUACGAAGAGCUGCAUGCCAGGAAGCCGAGGCUUUUGGCAACCAGCUGAUCCCUGCCACUAUGCCAUUGAAGAAAGCAACAGUCUUCCUCAACCCCGCAGCUUGCAAAGGCAAAGCUGGGAACCUUUUUGAAAAGAAUGCUGCACCAAUUUUGCACUUAUCUGGCUUGGAUGUAACUGUGGUUAAGACUGAUUAUGAGGGGCAAGCAAAAAAGCUUCUGGAAUUAAUGGAAAACACGGAUCUGAUCAUUAUUGCAGGAGGAGAUGGCACAGUCCAAGAGGUCAUAACUGGACUUCUCCGUAGAGCAGAUGAGGCUGCCUUCAGUAAGAUUCCUAUAGGAUUCAUACCCCUUGGAAAAACGUGCACUUUGAGCCACACGCUGUACCCUGAGAGCACGAAUCAAGUCCAACAUAUUACUAAUGCUACAUUGGCCAUUUUGAAAGGAGAGACAGUUCCACUUGAUGUCUUGCAGAUCAAGGGAGAAAAGGAACAGCCUGUGUUUGCAAUCUCUGGUUUAAGAUGGGGAUCUUACAGAGAUGCAGGAGUUAAAGUUAGCAAGUACUGGUACCUUGGGCCUCUGAAAACCAAAGCAGCUCAUUUUUUCAGUACAUUUAAGGAGUGGCCUCCGAAACAUGAAGCUGCUCUCAUGUACCUGGGUCCAACUGAGAGACCUCCAGAUGAGCCAGAGGAGAAAUCCAGACCUCCUUUGUACGUGAGGCUUUACAGACGACUUCGAUCGUACUGGUCAUCUCCGAAAGGAUUGCCCCAGGAGGUAGCCCCAGAGGAGUGGGAAGAACUGAAGCUGUCCACCAUUGAGCUCUGCAUUGCAACUCAGAACAAGCAGCUUGAUCUAACACGCACUGAGGACUUCAUGAACAUUUGCAUUGAAGCAGAGAGUGUCAGCAAAGGGGAGUUUGUUCACAGAGGAAGUCAAAAGAUGCGUGAUCCACACGUGUGCCUUGAAGGGAGUCAGCACAUCCAAGCCAGCAGAUGCAUCUUGCAACUUCCAGAGGGCACUGAGGGGUUCUUUGGCAUUGAUAAUGAGGAGUAUGAAGCUAUGCCUGUGGAGGUGAAGCUCUUACCCCGCAAACUCCGGUUCUUCUGUGAUCCCAGAAUGAGAGAGCAGUUGCUGCAGGCAGCAGUACAGUGAGAAUUCAUGGCAGAGGGGCCAGUGUUCACCGGUCUUAACCAGGGUCUCUUCAUGGAGGGAGGCACACGAGACCCAACUAAUUUGAUUAACCCCACUAGACUAAUAAGCCUUUUGGCUAUUUUCAUGUGCCAGGUACUUCCAUUGGAAGUGUAUGAUUUGACUGGUGUCAAAGGGGUUAAAAAUGCAAAUGAAAUUUCUGAAAAAUGUGUGUUAACUUGAUGGCAUCUUUCUUUCCCCCUCUCCUAAGAAGUCAUCAACUGUUCCAUUUACAGCACUACAGGUUGAGUGCUGUGUGCCAGAUGCUACUGCUGUAAUGCAAUUGUAUAUUAAAGUAAAAUUUAAGUAUACUUGUCAUUGUGUUCUAAGAGUUUAGUUUUACUUUACCCAUGUAAAAAUCUUGCAAAACCUGGGAUCCUGGAAAAAAUAUUUGGGGGGGAGUAAUGCUGAGGAAUUCUAUGAAGCAUUGGAAUUUCCACAUUAAAACAGAUGGCUGGUUAUCUGCUCUGUCACAAAAUAAACUGGAGUUUGGUGAUACAAA